This is a messenger RNA of Pseudocercospora fijiensis CIRAD86, 573 nucleotides long. RefSeq lists its product as uncharacterized. NCBI's taxonomy places the organism in Eukaryota, Fungi, Ascomycota, Dothideomycetes, Mycosphaerellales, Mycosphaerellaceae. Gene Ontology annotation, molecular function: peroxiredoxin activity. The record is from RefSeq and is a predicted model, not a curated record. The coding region runs from base 1 to 573 and encodes 190 amino acids. The transcript has a single exon.
AUGCGCAUCCCCUACGCCUCCUCAACCCCUCCGACAGACGCCUCCCAAGAGACCCAAGACAUCUACAACCGCAUCGCAGAACGCCGCAAACCCCGCCCUCUGAUCCCCCUCGACCUGGCCCUCCUCCACAACCCCCAAAUCGCAGACGGCUACAACACCUUGCUGGGCGCAAUCCGCACCAAAUCUUCCUUCCCUUUACAUGUCGCCGAACUAGCAAUCUGCUACAUCGCAGUCCUCAACACCGCAGUCUACGAGUGGAAAGCUCACGCUCCAAUCGCAUUGAAAGCUGGAGCUAGUCGGCCGGCCCUUCAAGCUGUUCUUGAUAAAGAUGUGAAGAAUGAGGAGGUACUGAGUGAGGAGGAGAGGGAGGUUCUGGAGUUUACGUAUCAGAGUACGAAAGAAAUAAAAGUUGCGGAAGAUGUGAUGAGUAAAUUGAAGAAGAGGUGGAAUGAUAAGCAGGUUAUGGAGUUGACGAUUACGGUUGCGGGUUAUAAUAUGGUUAGUAGGUUUCUGGUUGCGCUGGAUGUUACUGAGAGUAAUGGUGAAGAUAUGGUGAUGCCGAAGGAGGAUUGA